UGAUUCUAGUUAGCGAUUGUCUUUAAAACAAUCGAUAAUAAUGGAAGAUUAUUUAUUAGCUAAUGGGUACUUUGACGUAACAGAACUACUGAUGCAGAAACAAUCGGCUUGGAGGUUCCGAAGUUCGAGUGUCGGGCUUAUUAAAGUUGAACCAAACAAUGAUGAUUAUUCCAUGAACAAUGGAGAUUUUGAAAACUCUUCUUCGGCAGAUUUACUUCCUUUUGGAAAAUCUGAUGAAAAAACUCAACUUUUCUUAAAAGAAAUUUUCGAAAUACUUUUAAAAUAUAUUUCGAAAAGUUUUGACCGAAAAUGUAAGAUUCUUGAUUUUCACCAUCCACAUCAGUUGUUGGAGGGGAUUGAAGGAUUUUCAUUGAAUAUAAAUGGUGAAGCCGAGUCAUUGGAACAAAUACUGGUGGAUUGUAGAGACACUUUAAAGUAUGGGGUUAAAACUGGCCACCCUCGAUUUUUCAACCAACUAAGCAGCGGACUUGACAUUGUUUCGCUCGCUGCUGAUUGGGUGACGUCGACGGCUAACACUAAUAUGUUCACAUUUGAAAUAGCUCCUGUGUUUAUUUUAAUGGAAGACGUGAUUAUUAAACGCAUGAUGAAAAUAAUUGGAUGGGAAAACAUAGACGGAAUAUUUUCACCAGGUGGUUCAAUCAACAAUCUAUAUUCUGUGAUGUUGGCACGCCAUAAAAUAAUGCCGGAUGUCAAACAUAGCGGCUUGCGAGGAUUUCCACAAUUAGUCAUGUUUCAAUCUAAGCAUGCACAUUAUUCCAACAAACGACCAGCAGCGAUUCUCGGGAUUGGUUUGAACAAUUGUAUCGACAUUGAAGUAGAUGAAAGAGGGCAUAUGAAACCAGAAGAUCUUGAAUUAAAGAUCCUCCAAUCAAAGUUGGAUGGUAAAGUUCCUUUUUAUGUAACGGCCACGGCGGGAACCACUGUUCGAGGAGCUUUUGAUGAAAUUGUAAAAAUAUCAGAAGUUUGUAAGAAAUAUAAGAUCUGGCUUCAUGUGGAUGCUGCCUGGGGAGGAGCAGUUAUGAUGUCACAGAAACAUCGACACCUAGUGGCAGGAAUUGAAAUGUCGGAUUCGGUGACGUGGAACCCCCAUAAGAUGGUUGGGGUCGUCUUGCAAUGUUCGAUGUUUUUGACAAAACAUAAGAGGCUUCUAGAAUCCUGUAACAACAUGCGAGCUGAUUAUUUGUUUCAACAAGAUAAGCAUUAUGACAUCACAUAUGAUACUGGUGACAAAACAAUCCAAUGUGGUCGACAUGUUGACGUUUUUAAAUUAUGGUUGUCAUGGAGAGCAAAGGGAGACAAAGGGUUUUGUCAUCAUGUUGAAAGAUGCAUAGAGCUUGCAAGAUAUUUGGUUCGAAAAAUCAAGAAAACUCCAGGAUUUCAACUUGUGUUCCAGGAGCCGGAAUAUUCGAACGUAUGUUUCUGGUAUUACCCUCCAUCUAUUCGAAAUAUUUGCGACGAAGUGAUCAAAAAUGAAAAACUUGGAAAAGUAGCCCCGAUAAUUAAAUCCCGAAUGAUGGAACGAGGCUCGAUUAUGAUUGGCUAUCAACCCUUGGGGUCAAAGGUCAACUUCUUCCGGUGUGUCAUUAGCAAUUGCGCUGUUAAUUACGAUGACAUUGAUUUUAUGGUGGGCGAGAUUGAACGACUCGGACACGACAUUGAUAUGUAACAAUGUUCUUUGUUUGUUCUUUAUUUAUUUGUUACGUAACAAUCAACAUCACUGUGGAGUUUAUUAUUACACCAUAAUCGUUGUAAAUUAAAUCUACGAAGUGGAUUGCGCAAUCCA
Molecule: messenger RNA, 1804 nt
Organism: Ciona intestinalis (vase tunicate)
Lineage: Eukaryota; Metazoa; Chordata; Ascidiacea; Phlebobranchia; Cionidae
Source: RefSeq, a predicted model, not a curated record